This is a messenger RNA of Nycticebus coucang (slow loris), 4886 nucleotides long. It is a transcript of the gene C6H15orf62, whose product is annotated as chromosome 6 C15orf62 homolog. NCBI's taxonomy places the organism in Eukaryota, Metazoa, Chordata, Mammalia, Primates, Lorisidae. The coding region runs from base 2116 to 2643 and encodes 175 amino acids. The transcript is spliced from 2 exons. The record is from RefSeq and is a predicted model, not a curated record.
CACAGCAAUCUCUAACUCCUGGGCUUACGCGAUUCUCUUUCCUCAGCCUCCCGAGCGGCUGGGACUACAGGCGCCCACCACAACGCCCGGCUAUUUUUUUGUUGCAGUUUGGCCAGGGCUGGGUUUGAACCCGCCACCCUCAGCAUAUGGGGCCGGCGCCCUACUCACUGAGCCACAGGCGCCGCCCGGCUUUUACUUCUUAUAAGUUUCCAAGGAAGGGAAGCUGUCUAAGGUACAGGGGUACCCUAGGCUCUUCCAGGCAUAACCUCAGCACUGCUCCCAGCUGCCUGGCUCCUGCUGAGCAUGCAGAAGGAAGCCCUGCCCUCCACACAGCCUCAGAGGCCUCACCUCAGCAGAGAGCAGUUGUGCAGCCGAGCUCCCUCCUAAAAAUACACAACAGAGCUCCUGGAGGGCAGGGCCUGUGAAUCUUUUAUGAUCUUGCCAGCAGUGUGGAGGAUUGAGGAGUACUAUGUUUUAAUAAUCAAAAGAAUAAUAAACAACAGCUCAAUAGGCUAAGGCUGUGGUGUGGAGCAGCAGUGCCCCAGCAGAUCCCUGAGCUGCCACCCCAUGCCCUGAUAAUGUCUGCAGUGGGAUUAAAUCACUUCCUCCCUCAGUGCCACUGAAGCUGUGUGAUAAUCAUGUGGUACCCACAACUUCUUUUUGUGUGUGUGUGUGUAUUAAACAUUUUAUUUGAAGAUUUUAAAGUAAAAAAAAAAGAAGCUACACAAAUAAAAAUUACAUUAUAAUGGCCAAAGAGUAUUCCACGUGACAAAAAAAAACCAAAACAAGUUUAUAAAGUAAACAUACCGAUGUAGUAUUUAAUAUCCAGUCCAGGGGUACCCACAACUUCUUAGAGAGGCAUGAACCCCACCUGACUUGGCAAAGAAAUGAGCCAGGCCAGGGGUUGUGAGAUGUGGUGGCCUAUCCAUAGCUGGCCGAGCUGUUGAGCCCUGUUCUGUGGCACGCUACACUGCUGCCCUCAUCGAACAAGGCAGGAGGAAGAUUUGGUGGUCAGUGACCCAGGGAAUAAGAAAGGAGUGGCUGAGGUUGAGAUGCCAAGCCCUGGCCAACUGGUUUGGAGUGAGGGGUGUAGAGAAACAGGAAGUGUUACUCAGCCUGGAUUCCCCCUGCUCCUCCUGACAGCCCCACCCCUCUCCCCACUGCUUCCCUCACAGCUAGGCCCACCUGCUAAGCUUGGCCCAGAGCAGGGAUGACAAUUCAUGGCAUCCUCACAUGGCCCACCCUUUCAUGGAAGGGGAACCCCAAAGGAGGAUCAGUGUACAGCAAAAUAGGAGGAAGGCCUUAGCCCUCUAUUAUGUUCUUCCUGCCAGGACGCCAUCUGGGUAAAAUGAGGGAGGACAAGGAACUGAACAACCAGACUAGAUGGCAGGCCAAGGGGACAUGAAGACACUUGGAGUCGCCUAGGCCUGCCCCCAGCCCUACCCUGAGAGGAGCCAAGCCCUUUACAAGUAUGGGACUGCUCCCCCCGACUCCUGUAGGCUCUGCUAAUGAGGGCCCGGCACCAGGGCCCAGGGCUGAGUCACCUGCACCAGUGGCAGGUCUCUUCCCUCCCUUACAUUGGUUCCACACACCUGCCUUUCAAUUAAUUUCUACCCCCCUGAGCUCCUCCCACCCAGACACACUGUGGGCCGCAGAGCCAGACCUGCCCAGCCCAAGGCACUGGGGUUGUAAUAAGAAAGGAAGCAGUGUGGUGACACAUAAAGCAGUGCUGCCCCCAGAUGAGUCCCCAGAGGAAUGUUAAGCUCCUCAUUGCCCUGGGGUGUUGGUCACAGCUGCCUCAAUUCCUGCAUGCGGAUGCUGCAAUUACCUAAGAGCAUGAAACCAGGCUUCCCACCUGACUGAGUCAGCUGAAAACACAAACACAUCUCCACGGCCACAAACAGCCAAGCCACUAAUCAGAGUCCGGAGCUGCUGCCACAGAGGACACAGCCCCACACUGCCCUAGAGACGGCACACGGGCCGGGCCUGUCUGCCUCCUGCCUGACCCAAGAAGACCCAUCUCUGCGGCCAGCAGGGCUGUUUGUCACUCCAGCUCCAGGACCAAAAGUUCACUGGCUGCUCUUGAACGCCUGUCCGCUGGCUGUCCUGGGCCUUAUGGAGACCUGGCGGAAAGGCUCCUUCCGCAAUGCCUCCUUCUUCAAGCGGCUGAGCCUGGGACGUCCACAGCGACUCCGGCGACAGGGCAGUGUAGUUAGCCAGGCCAGCACAGCUGGUGGUGACCAUGAGGAGUACAGCAACCGAGAGGUCAUCCGAGAGCUGCGAGGGAGGCCAGAUGGCCGGCGCCUGCCACUAUGGGGGGACGAGCAGCCCCGGGCCACCCUGCUGGCCCCACCCAAGCCCCCACGCCUUUACCGAGAGAGCUCCAGCUGCCCCAACAUCCUGGAGCCCCCACCCACCUACUCUGCUGCCUACUCAGCCACCCUGCCAUCAGCACUCUCUCUGGCAGAUGCCCUACACCAGUACUCAGAGGAAGACCUUUUGGACACUCCCCACUUCCAGAGGACACCUGCUCCAGACCUCCAUGAUCCCUUCUUCUCCUUCAAAGUGGACCUGGGGAUUUCACUUCUUGAGGAAGUCCUACAGAUGCUGAGGGAACAAUUUCCCAGUGAACUCAGCUUCUGAAUGGGGUGAGGAUAGGCAGAGCUGGGGUGACUGAAAGAGCCAGAUCCUGAGACCCAGGAAAGGAGGAGACAAUCAUGGAUUAAAGAAUGGGCAACAAUAGGAAUCCAGGGCUCUGGCUACCCUCUACGUCCUGAACAGUUCUCCAAGUUACCCCAGAGUGGAGGGACAGAAGCAAGCUGGAAAUGGUGGGGAUGGGGGGCGGGUAUCUUGUGGCAAGAGCCCUGAAGGAAGCUGGCUAGGCCUGGAAAGGGAGGCCACGCCCUGUAACCACAGAAACCAGGCAGAGGCCAGCAGAGCCAGAGAGCAGCAUGGGUGAGUAAGGAAGUGGGAAGACCCAGACAGCAGAACAGAUGGGUGCCCUGCACCAACUCCCUUGGAAGCCACUGUCAACAGAGCUCACAGGACAAGCCUGGGCAAAAGUGGUACAACCUAGGCCAAUGAGGAAAGUAGGUAGACCUGAGAGGAGAAGGGAGAUAGGCUUUACCCUGUCCAACCUGGUGGCCACUUGCUACAUGAGGCUAUUUAAAUUGAAACUGAAAUUAAACACUAACUUCUUCAGUUUCAAAUGUGCAGGGGCCCCACAUAACUAAUGGCUGCCACACUGGAUGAUACAGAAUAGACAUUACCAUCACUGACAAAGAUCUACUGGAUAGUGCUGGCUAGACCACAGCUUGGAGCCAGGGAAGCUGGCAGGGAAGGAGGAGGCAUUCAGGGGCUGGGAGGGAAGGGAGAAGCGAGUAGAGUAGUAAGAGAGGUAGGUAGAGAUACAGAGUGUAAGUUAGGAAAAAGGCCAAAUAAACCAUUAGCAGAAGAGGAGCCAGGCCACGGGAAACUCAACCUCCCAACACAGGUGCCUGGAGCAAUCCCUGGUGCCAGAGGAAGGCAGCUCUAGGGAAUACCAGCCGAAGGCACAGACAUAGCUUGCAAAAGGGUGUUUUAAGAAUUAUCAGAAUUAUCAGGGAGCCCUUAGGAAAUGCAGCAAAACAGUGGCACAUUUCCUUUCUAGAAGGGAGGACUGGAUAGAUGAUGCUCAUCAAGUGGUGGAAAGGCACAGCUGGUCUCCAGAGACUUCCACCAGCACUGGGGAGCUCUGCCUUGCCUGAACCCCCUGAGAAGGGGCCUUCCAACCAAGCCAAGCCCACCCCAUGGCCUGGCCAGAAGACUUAAAGCAAGAGCUCUAGCGGAAUGUAGUGGGCUCACAUAGUACUAGUCCUGAGGCCUCUCCAAGAACAGCAGAGGGGGACAGGGAAGCUUUGAUACCCACCACCUCCCAACCAAAAACAGUGGCCUCCCCUUUCUUCCUCUUGUUAGAGGUCUAAGCUUAAAGGUUCCUUCCUCUGUGGAUAUAGGAGAGAAUGAAUAAAAUUCUUUCUGACAACCUGUGGACUGUGAGUGCUAGGAAUUAAAUGUGGGGCAGGAGUUGAGGUCUCCAAAGCAAGAUCCUGAGUGUGUGCUCCUCCCUGUUCAGGGUCUGGAAGGAGGCAGGUGAAGGGGCAGGGGGAAUAAGGUGGCAUGGCUGAGGGUAAUGAGGACUCCCUCCUGCCUAGCAACUGGCCAAGGAAAUUGCAGACAGGCCCCAGACCACUGCAGCAAAGGGAAGCAAUCUGUCUCACAAAGGUGAGUGCAGGUGUGUCCAGGAACCCUAUAGCAACAGCCUCCACAUCCAGGCCAGAAAACACCAGGGCCAGGGUGGGAGGAUGGGGGGCUGAGCAUAAGCAUCCAUGAAGCCGCAAAGACAAACAGCUGGCACAGGGCCUAGCACCAGCUGGAAGGUCUACACUUCACCAGAAGUAGGCAGCACUCCAGGGUCAUCAGGGUAGCAGUAUUAUUUCUUUUCUUUUCUUUUUUGCAACAGUGUCUUACUAUGUUGCCCUUGGUAGAGUGCAGUGGCAUCACAAUUUACAGCAACCUCAAACUCUUGGGCUUAAGCAAUUCUCUUACCAGCCUCCCAAAUAGCUGGGAUUACAGGUGCCCACCACAACACUCAGCUUUUUUUUUGUUAUUGUUGUUAUUGCAGUUGUCAUUGUUGUUUAGCAGGCCUGGGCUGGGUUUGAACCUGUCAGGCCUGGUGUAUGUGGCCGGUGCUCUAACCAGGCUAUGGGCACCGAGCCAACAGUAGUACACUGUUUCCCCGAAAAUAAGACUGUCUUAUUUUAAGGUGUGCUCCCAAAGAUGCGCUAGAUCUUAUUUUCAGGGGAUGUCUUAUCUUUCCUAUAAGUAGGUCUUAUUUUCGGAGGAUGUCU